AUGGAGCCAUUGAGCGAGAAACUGAUGUAUAAUCUACGCAAUGACGCCUCCACUGGAGAUGAAAAUAACAUCGCACCAAAUGACGAAGGCAACAACGGUGCAUCCGAAACUGGACAAGGAAAUAACGAUGAAUCCAAUGCGGACGAUGGAAACAACGGUAUUCCCGAUGCUGGAGAUGGAAGCGCCGAGGGUGGCGAUGGAAAUAAUGCCGCAGCCGAAGAUAGCAAUGGAAACAGCGCACCCAAGGAUGACAAUGGAAACAAUAGCGCACCCGAAGAUGGCAAUGGAAACGCAUCCGAUAAUGGUGAUGGAGGCAACGCAUCCAUUGAUGACAACGAAAACGCCAUACCUGACGAUAAUGACAAUGGAGACAACAAUGCAGCUAAUAAAGGCGAUAAAAACCCUAACACAUCUGAUAACGGCAAUAGUGACAACGACAACAGUAACAUUUCUGGUGGUAACAAUGUAGAAGCUUAG
Vollenhovia emeryi is the source of this 477-nucleotide messenger RNA. Its product is annotated as N66 matrix protein-like. The record is from RefSeq and is a predicted model, not a curated record. NCBI's taxonomy places the organism in Eukaryota, Metazoa, Arthropoda, Insecta, Hymenoptera, Formicidae. The coding region runs from base 1 to 477 and encodes 158 amino acids. The transcript has 2 exons.